AUGGAACGAAAGAUCAAGUUGAAAACUCUCAAUGCUUAUAUAACAUGUAAGAUAUGUAGAGGAUACCUGGUUGAUGCGACCACAGUUACAGAAUGCCUCCAUACCUUUUGCAAAAGCUGCAUGGUGAAACAUUUGGAGGACAACAAUACAUGUCCAACAUGCCAGAUAGUCAUUCACCAAUCUCACCCUCUUCAAUACAUCAGCUUUGACAGGACAAUGCAAGAUAUCGUUUAUAAACUAGUUCCUAACUUACAAGAAAAUGAAAUUAAAAGAGAAAGAGAGUUUUAUAAAUCCAGGGGUUUGCCAUGCCCCAAAGAUGUUAUUGUGCCUACUGGAGAUGCUGAAGAAGAGAAGCCGACAACUCAAGUUGAAGCAGAUUUUCAUCGUCUGGAUGAACAAGUGAAUAUCGGAUUGGAAUGUACCGCAGACAAUCUCAAGUCGCUCAAGAGAAAGUUUAUUCGUUUAUCAUCUCAAGCAACAAUUACACACCUCAAGAAAUUUAUCGCUAAAAAAGUUUUAGAUGGUAUGGAAAAGUAUAGAGAUAUUGAUAUUUUGUGUAAUGACGAGCUGCUCGGUAAGGAUCAUACUCUUAAAUUUGUUUAUGUUACAAGAUGGAGGUUUAAAGAUCCACCUCUUAGGCUUCAAUAUAGACCUCGUAUUGAGUUAUAG
Nezara viridula (southern green stink bug) is the source of this 669-nucleotide messenger RNA. Lineage: Eukaryota; Metazoa; Arthropoda; Insecta; Hemiptera; Pentatomidae. The record is from the annotation of a GenBank genome assembly.